Molecule: messenger RNA, 1692 nt
Organism: Culex pipiens pallens (northern house mosquito)
Lineage: Eukaryota; Metazoa; Arthropoda; Insecta; Diptera; Culicidae
Product: speckle-type POZ protein-like
Exons: 1
Coding region: 347-1459 (370 amino acids)
Biological process (GO): proteasome-mediated ubiquitin-dependent protein catabolic process; regulation of proteolysis
Cellular component (GO): cytoplasm
Molecular function (GO): ubiquitin protein ligase binding
Source: RefSeq, a predicted model, not a curated record
CUUCGGCCGGAGUUGGACCUCUAACCUGACAUGUGGGGUUCCAGAAAAUGAGGGUCGUCACGUUUGGGAAAUUUAUUUGGAACAUAUGGGUUAUAGAACUUGCUUUUAAUUUAAAAGACUGAUGAUAAAAAAUCUAAAUAACACAUUUUAAGCAAUAUUAAAAGUAGCACAAAAGUAUUGGAGAUUGUUUCUUCUACCUCAAAAUAUUUCUAAUUAGAACUGGAAACAAAACUAGAGGUACCUUUAUAAUGAAUUGUAUUACCAAUCUAUUAAUAUAAAACCAACAGAAGAAUCAGACUCUCAGAAGUUCAUAACAAUCGCUUCUGCGUUAACAUUUCAUCCAAAAAUGUCCCCCACAAAUCAAGAAUCCAUCAACGCAGAAUGCGUCACAUCCGUCAAAACCAUCAACUACUCGUACUCGUGGUGCAUCAACGACUUCAGCGAUUGGUGCGCCCUGUCCGGCGAAGUUCCAGAAUCGGCCACCUUCAGCUCGAACGACGGCGAAGAACUCGAGUGGCAGCUGUACUUCCGACCCCAGUCCCUGUCCAGUCGGCCGCAUUCGGCGUUGAUGCUCUGGUUGACCAAAUCUGCCUCCAAGAAGGUGCAGGUCGAUUUUAAACUUUCUUUGCUGGAUGGCGAAAGCAAGUUGAUUGGGUCAAGAUCUACGAAGCACUUGUUCACACACGAGCGAUGUGGAUUCGGGUGGGAUGGGUUCAUAGAACGGAAGAGGUUGAUGAAGAGAGUUCGGGUUUUCGAUAAACUGAUCAUAACCUGUGAUAUUCGAGCAAAGGUCAAAAUCGAAAAUGAAUUGUCGAUCACGUACAACACGACCACCGUUUCGGACAGUCUCAAAACAGAUUUGUUCAACUUGCUGGACGACGAAAAGCUCAGCGAUGUGACGUUCAUGAUCCGAGGUCAGGACUUCCCAGCUCACAAGUGCAUCCUGGCAGCACGAAGUCCCGUUUUCGCCGCCAUGUUCAGUCAUUCAAUGCAAGAAACGAUAGACAGCACCGUCAACAUCCCCGAUGUAGAUCCAGCAGUGUUCAAGGAGCUCCUCCGGUUUAUUUACACCGACCAGGUCAACGACCUGGACACCAUGGCCGAUCGGUUGUACGCGGCAGCUGACAAGUACGAUAUCACCGCGUUGAGGAGCCACUGUCGGAAAAUGAUUCUGAAGAAGCUGUCCAUCGAAACCGCUGGGGACGCGUUGAAGUUGGCUGAUUUGCACUGCGAUCGGGAUAUGAAGGCGCGCGUGUUGCAGUUUCUUCGAAGUCGGGACGCGAUUGGAGUUACGGGGACGAUCGGUUGGCAGGAGAUGGUCGCGACACAUCCACAUCUGGAGGAGGAAGCGUUCAAAAUUAUGGCGGAUUCUUCUGCGAAAGGGAAGAAACGUUCGUCGGUUGUGUGGAGGUUUGGAAGGGCUUUGCUAAGAACUUUCAAAGUGACUAAAAGUUCUUAGAUUUUGAUAGAAUUGUAGAUAUUGUUAAAAUAAAAAUAGAUUUUUAAAUUUAGAAUUCGUUAUCUUUCAUAUUCGCCACUUAUUCCAAAUCUGCCAAAAUGAUCAAAUUACAACGAUCGCGAUCGAUUUCAAAACGCCAAAACCGGCUCCCGGAACAGUGUUUCCGUCUGCUACCUCCGCCUGAAAAGCUGAAACUUACCUGAAUAUGUGCUGAAGCUCGUGCUAACCAGCUC